AUGGAGAGCAACUUCAAUUGUCUAUCCAGAAGUCCCUCAUUAUGCAUGUAUGUUCCAUCUGUGGAACAACAUAAAGACAAAUUCAGAAAGAGCCAAAAACAAAUCAAAGAAGUAUACUUUGCGUUAGCAAGAGCAUACACUGUUGAAGAAUUCAACAAGCAUAUGGCAGAGUUAGAAGCUAUUGAUGGUAGAGUGAAAACAUACCUGAUGGAUAUUGGAUAUGAUAAAUCGUCUCGGGCGCAUUCCAAGGCAAAUAGAACCAUGACCAUGACAUCGAAUAUUGUAGAAUCAGUAAAUGCAGCAAACAAGCAUGCAAGAGGCCUAUCAGUUGUGAAUUUGCUUGACUUUAUGACAACAUUGAUUCAGAAAUGGAAUUACACCAAUCGAAAGGAUGUCGUGGAAUCAUUUAUCAAGAUUGGUGUGAAGUAUGAAAAAAUAUUGGCAGAUAAUACUAUCUUAUCACAGACGAUGACGGUGUUGUCAUCAACUCAAUUCUUACAUUCAGUAAUUGAUGGCCAAACAAGAAAUGUGGUGCGCCUACAUGAAAAAAACUACACUUGUGGAAGGUUUCAGCUAGACGAUAUUCCAUGUCCACAUGAAAUGGCAGUUAUACAAAAAUUUCAUAUGGAUUCAUACAAGUAUUGCUCGGAUUACUACAACAUAGACUACUUGUUGAAAACAUAUGAGAUACCAGUAAAUCCUUUGCCUGAUGAAACAAUGUGGCAAAUUCCAGAACAUGUCUCUUCGCAGGUGGUACUGCUACCAAAAGGAAAAAUCAAACCAGGAAGACCUAAAAAGAAGAGAGGCAUAGGAGGCUGGGAAGAAAAUACAGUUGCAUGUGCACUAUGCGGGGAAAAAGGACACAAUCGGAGAACAUGCCGAAAUAUUCCAAGAGAGAUUGAUAUAAUGCUUCAAUAUUUUUAUAGAACUCAUAUAUCGUAG
This is a messenger RNA of Nicotiana attenuata, 942 nucleotides long. RefSeq lists its product as uncharacterized. Lineage: Eukaryota; Viridiplantae; Streptophyta; Magnoliopsida; Solanales; Solanaceae. Gene Ontology annotation, molecular function: nucleic acid binding; zinc ion binding. The record is from RefSeq and is a predicted model, not a curated record. The transcript is spliced from 2 exons. Bases 1 to 942 code for a protein of 313 amino acids.